UGUCCGGGUAAGAUGGCGUCGGAGGAGCAGUGCUCGGUACCGCCUCGAUGGCGGUCGAUAUCCCUUACUCAUGUUGAGUAUGCAGCAGGUGACCUAACAGGAGAGGUGUUGGCCUACACCAGCCUCCUUCCUAUUGCCAUUCUCGUGGGUUUUGUCACCCUCAUCGUGUUCAAGCGUGAGCUGCAUACAAUUUCUUUCUUUGGGGGACUCAUACUGAAUGAGGCAGUAAACUGGCUGUUAAAGUAUAUCCUGAGAGAGCCACGGCCCUGUGAAGGAGCUCAUGCCACCCUAAAUACAGAGUAUGGAAUGCCUUCCAGCCACUCCCAGUUCAUCUGGUUUUUUGUUGUAUACUUUUUUCUUUUUCUUUAUUUAAGAAUGCAUCAAACAAACAAUGCCAGGUGUGUGGAAUUAUUGUGGAGACAUGUACUGUCCAUCUUCUUGCUGGGUGUUGCCUUGUCUGUGUCGUAUAGCAGGGUAUACUUGCUUUAUCAUUCCUGGAGUCAAGUGAUAUAUGGAGGUGUGGCUGGGAGCAUCAUUGGAGUUGUGUGGUUUUUCAUCACCCAAGAAGUGCUGACACCACUGUUUCCCAAAAUAGCUGCAUGGCCGAUUUCUGAGUUCUUUCUGGUGCGUGACACAAGUUUGAUUCCGAACAUCCUGUGGUUUGAAUAUACAGUAACACGAGCAGAAGCUAGAAACAGACAACGAAAGCUGGGAACAAAACUUCAGUGACUUUUUCUGCCGUUUCUUCUUUGAACUGGGAAAGGACCACACACUGGAGAGGCAAUUCUGGAUACAUUUGCUCACAAAAAGGGGAACCAGUUAACAGGGUGGACCAAGGAAAGUUCUGGGACCGACCUGCAGCCUGAACAAGUUGAUUUGGCUUGUUUCUGGUGCUCAUACUGCUACACUGCUUGCAAAAAGCUCCCUGAUGCAUGCAAGAUCGUGCAGGAGGCAGACUAUUUAAUGAAAUAAUAUAUAUUUUAACCUUAAAUGCACGCAGGCAGUAAUGAAAAAGUACUGUAUGCAACUGAAUUUUCGAGCCAAGAAAAAGGAAUCUGAAAAGUGGUUUGCUGGUUUUUUCAGCAUGAAACUGAUAGGUUUUUUUUUUUUUUUUUUUUAAAUUGAGUGGGUAGGUUAUUGGGUGGGGUGGGAUAUGAUCAGUUUCUUUCAUGUAGUUGGGGAUAAUCCACUUUUAAAUAAAGUGGCUGAAAUGUAAUAUAUCAAAUUUGUACUUUGUGAAGAUUAAAAAAAAAAAAAAAAAAAUUUAAAAGGAGAAAAAACACUAGUGACCUGUGAACGAGAAAGGGAAGUUUUCCUCUGGUACCUGACUUUUGUCUGUGUAUAUCACCCCAUACAUAUAGUACUUCUAUUUGAAAAUGCAAUUAUUUCAUUCACAAAAAAAUAAAGUGAACUACACUUCAUACAUUUACCAAUUUAAAUGUUUCAGUGCAGACAGACUAUAACAAUGCUGUAUAUACAAAAAUGAGCUCAUUCAACAUCCUACCCCUGUGCUUACGGUCUGGGCAAAGCAAGUCUAAGAGGCAUUUAAAAACAUAUUUUGCAGCCAAACUAAUGUACAAUGUGAUAUCAAAGGACUCAAGACAGUUACAGUUCCUAACACCUUUGUCCUUGUAUUUUCAAAAAUCAGCAUUAUCCUAACAAAAAAAAACUUUGAGCGGGGAUGGGAGACGAUAACCUGGGUACUCUGAUAUACACUUCUUUUUAAUCACUCGUAACAGCCGUGCUUUCAGAAUCAAGGGGCAGCCGGUAGCAGAGGGGUUAGCGCUACUGCCUCUGGGUCCACCUAGGUUUGAUCCCCACUUCUGGCUGUAGUACCC
Molecule: messenger RNA, 1838 nt
Organism: Scleropages formosus (Asian bonytongue)
Lineage: Eukaryota; Metazoa; Chordata; Actinopteri; Osteoglossiformes; Osteoglossidae
Gene: dolpp1
Product: dolichyldiphosphatase 1
Exons: 8
Coding region: 13-729 (238 amino acids)
Biological process (GO): lipid biosynthetic process; protein N-linked glycosylation
Cellular component (GO): endoplasmic reticulum membrane; intracellular membrane-bounded organelle
Molecular function (GO): dolichyldiphosphatase activity
Source: RefSeq, a predicted model, not a curated record